CUUCCUUCCUUUUCUGCUGCGGGCUGACGGGACUUCUUAAAGUAUCGAACGGCCGCCCGUCUGGAUGAUACCACCAGAGACGGGGGGGGGAGGAAAUAUAGGCUUCCAAGACUCAUCAUCAUGGGCUGGUACAUUCCACCGCUACCCUAGGCGUGGCCCCUCCUACCCGUCCUCCGGCUCUAUGACGUUCACGUCCCACGCCGCAGUUGUUGUAUUCGGUCUUCCUUGUUAAGCUGACGAUAGACGGGAGGCGGGAGCAAGAGGGUACUGCGUUUGUACAUGCGCAGUGGAGACCGUGGACAGUGACAGGCACCGCGGGAAGGCCUUAGGGCCGGGGCCAUGGCAGAGCCCAAGAAGGUGUCAACUGAUGGCGGCGGCCAUGAAGAAAAAGGGGCCGCGGCUACGGCUGCCCCUGCUCCCGGCUUGGAGACGCUGAGUGCGGCCGAGUACUCUCGGCGCGUACACCAAUGGCUCUGGGACUCGUACUGCGGGUACCUGAGCUGGCAGACCAGCUGCCUGGCCGCGCUCAUGGCGGGCGCUGCGACGUUCUUAGACCAUAUGGACACGGACAAAUCAGAAUGGGAUAUAGAAGAUGAUAAUUGCAUUAGUAACAGAUUUGCCUGCCUAGAUCGUUUCAAGUUGUACUCCUGCCUUACUGUAUCUGGUGUGGUACUGUUAACUAUAGUGUCAUCUUGUAUGCUGUUGGACAUGUGUAAAGCUGAGCAUUUGUCCACUACAUGUUUUCAAGUUGUUUAUUGUGCAUUAAAAUGUAUUAUAUUAAAUUAUUAUUUUUUUAACAUAGGUCGUGAAUAUAUUAUCCCAUCCUUGGCUCACAGGUUCAUAGCAGAGAUGGUGGAUUUCUUUAUUCUUUUCUUUAUCAAGGCAACCAUAGUUUUGAGUAUUAUGCACCUCAGUGGAAUAAAGGAUAUCUCCAAGUUUGCCAUGCACUACAUUAUAGAAGAAAUAGAUGAAGAUACUUCCAUGGAAGACUUGCAAAAAAUGGUGAUAGUGGCCCUUAUCUACAGAUUGCUAGUCUGCUUUUACGAGAUUAUAUGUAUUUGGGGUGCAGGUGGAGCAACCCCUGGGAAAUUUCUUCUUGGCCUUCGUGUUGUAACAUGUGAUACAUCUGUACUUAUUGCACCAAGUCGUGUGUUAGUAAUCCCAUCCUCUAAUGUGAGCAUGACAACAUCUACAAUACGAGCUUUGAUCAAGAAUUUUUCUAUCGCUUCCUUCUUUCCUGCAUUCAUCACCCUGCUGUUUUUCCAGCACAACCGAACUGCCUAUGAUAUUGUAGCAGGGACAAUUGUGGUAAAAAGGAACAGUAUCAGAUGAUACCCAAGGAAACCUUGAUUCUGCUUUUCAGACAUGCUGAUUAUACCUUGUUGGAUUUCUGAAUAUCACUCCAGAAGACUGCCAGUGAUGUUAAGCAUAUAUAUUUUCUUCCAACAGUACUAUGUAACCAUUGGUGAAAAACAGCAUUGGUUUAAUUUGAGAGUAUUUUGAAUUGAGCAUGAAAACUAGUUAUCUUUGAAAUACACUUAGCGUUUUAAAUAAGAGUGUUGCUAGUGUGAGAGAAAUGCUGAUUCUACAGUUUUGAUUUUAAAUUAGAUUUUAAUUUUUAGGAAGAUCUAAACUUGACAUUACUGGAGGUAGCCAAAGGCAUUACUGUGUUUGUGAAAGAAAACUAUAUUGCAAAGAAUUAUAUAUUCCAUUUUUGGUGGACAGAGAAGAGUUUGCCACUUUAUGAAAGCUUUAUCAUGGAUUGCUUACACAAGCAUUGUAUUAUUUUAACACUAGAAGCUCUGUAAACAUUGUGUAAAAUGUCUUGCAUGAGGGGGAUAUCUUGCACAUAGUACUAUGGAAUACGUCAGAUAAUAUCAUGGAAGACAAUAUAGCUAAUAGCUUAAACAGGUAAAUAUUGAAAGCUCUGACAGUACAACUGCAGUUGAGAUAAAUUACAUUUAAUUAUUUUCAUAGAAAUUUAAGAGCUUCGUGUAAAAGCACAGAAAACUUAAAACUAAUGCAAAAAUCUCUAUUUUAGUUUCAGAUGUAUUUAAUGAGAGCCAAAAUAAGCCUGUUAUAAUUAGAGAUAAGCUUAUAUAUAGUAUUUUGCGCCACUUUGUAACAAAAUGGAUUUUUUAAAAACAGUCUUUCUGUUGGUAAAGCAAUACAGGGAAUUGUGCAACAUGUAGGAAAAACAAAUAGGUACAUUUAACCCAUUGUGUGCCUACCUAACUGAAGUUAUUGAAUAAAACAUAUUUUGCAUGA
Messenger RNA from Pogona vitticeps (central bearded dragon), 2268 nucleotides. Lineage: Eukaryota; Metazoa; Chordata; Lepidosauria; Squamata; Agamidae. The record is from RefSeq and is a predicted model, not a curated record.